AUUUUUUAUUGAACAUUUCUUUAUAGUGGAUAGGUUGGCUGAGCAUAUACAAAUGCAGAUUAUUCCAUGAGGCCGCUGUACUAACAGCAGUUCGGGUUCAAGGCUGCUGGAGCAUCAACCGGCUUGAGUACAGGCCAGAGAGUCAGAGCAGCAAGAUGAGAUGUGACAAUUUACCAACGAGGGCUUUGUAGAUAAAUAAGUGCCACUAGUUAUUACUUCUCUCAGGCAGCAAAAUCCAACAUACUGUACAUUACCAUAUAGAUUGUGGUGGUGAGUGUAAUUAUCAACAGUAUGAACCUGAGAGCAGAGUGGUCAGCGGAGUGUAGGCCAGGGGCAGCAGCAUGUUGACAUCCCCAUAAUCCAGAUGUGAGAGCAGAGAUGCUUCAACAAUCUGCUUCUGUUUCUGUACAACAAGCCAUGCUUCAAUUUGGUGGAAAUUAUCGGGUUGACAGAGAAAUGUACAUUCAAUCCUAAAGAGGGAAUAGACAACCCGAUGAUGGUCACCACAGAAGACGCAGACUCUGUGUCGACACCGAGCCCACGUCUGUGUGUUCUUAAACGAGAGGAAGGGGAGUCAUAUGGCUUCCACCUCCGGGUGGAGAGGGGACGCGAGGGUCACAUAAUCAGAAAUGUAGUGUCAGGAGGGGUGGCGGGGUGCAGCGGCCUUCAAGAUGGAGACAGGCUUCUGGAGGUCAACAACUGCUAUGUUGAUGAUGUUCCUCACCCUGAGGUGGCUAGGAAAAUCAAGCUAAGUGGACACCAGUUAUGUUUAUUAGUGUUAGAUGGGGAGGAGUAUGAGAAAGCUGCGUCCCAAGGUCAAGAUUUCCGAGAUCUGGCCAGAGCGCACAUGGCCGAGGGCUGCAAACCACCCAGAAUCUGCCACAUAACCAGGGAUCCCGUCUCAGGUCUGGGCAUCAACUUCACACCCGUGGAAGGUAACGCCACUCCUGGAGAGAAAGGUCGCUUCUCUGUGAGCCUGGUUACAGGAGGUGCGGCUGAAAGGUCAGGGGUGUGUAAGGGAGAUCACCUGGUGUGGAUGAACGGAGCAACGGUGUCUGAUCUCACACACUCUGCACUCAGCAGGAUGAUGAAAAAAUGUGGCGAUCACAUCACCAUCCUAGUAAUUGACAGCGAGAGCGAGAAGAACUACAUGCGACAGAGGAUGCCCAUCCUGCCCACCAUGGCUGUUCCACACAACCUGCCUCACAGAGCCAGAACACUGCACCUGGUCUCUGGGCCCGAGGGCUACGGCUUCCUGCUUCGGCUGGAGAAGGCGCCAUCGGGACGCACAUCUCAUGUUCUGCGUGAGAUGCACAGUGGCAGUCCAGCAGAGAGGGCAGGUAUGCAGGAUGGAGAGCUGCUGCUGGAGGUCAACGGGGAGUUGGUGGAGUCACUGAUGCACGAGGAGAUUGUGGACAGAGUGAGACUGAGUGGACAACAGGUCUCCCUCACCACCAUCACUCUUCGGGGGCUGGAGUUUUACACCCAGUUGGGUCUAUCACCUCUUCUCUUCUGUGAGGAUGCUGAGAGAGAAAAGGAGAGCAGCAUAUCAGCAGAGCAGUCACCACAGAAGGAAAUGGAUGGCUCGUGCAAGCCCAGACACUGCUAUCUCCAAAAAGGCCCUUUGGGGUUCGGCUUUAACCUGGACUGUGUCCCAGAGAGUCCGGGGACCUUCGUCAGCCAGGUGGCUUUUGGGGGAACUGGGCUGAGUGCAGGAUUACUUGUGGGUGAUGUGGUGAUGGAAGUCAAUGGACAAAAUGUGGAGGAGAAAUCUCUCGAGGAUGUGAUUAUGCUUGUGAAGAAAGGAGGAAAUUUUCUUAACUUAGUAGUCAUGGAGAAGGCUGACUACAACCAGUUGAAGCAGACUGACACACCCACCAAAGAUAUCACUGACAGCAAGCAGGAAGAAGACAAUUAUGAGAUAUCAUCUUUGUGAGCGAUAAAGAUACUCACACAAUUCUGAAGACAUUCUCCAGUCCCAUACGUUACCUGAAGAGACUUAAAACUGAGCUUAUCUAUUAUUAUUAUUAUUAUUAUUAUUAUUAUUAUUAUUAUUAUUAUUAUUAUUGCCUUAAUCUAAUCCCAGGGUUUCACAAAGGAACCCAGAAGAUGAAACAGAUAAAAUAAGAUAAAUGAAACUGUAACAAUGUCAUUUGAAGAAAUGCUGUAAUGUGUAUUAGUGUAAGAUAUGAAAAUGUCUUUUGGUACUGUAUUAUACAUCUUGUGAUGUAAACAAAUCAAAUGCUUCACAUCUUAAAGGACCAUAAUCUGUAUUAACUACAUUUCUUAUUAUACUAAUAUAAAAGGAAACCGGUGGCUUUGUAGAAUCAGAAACACAUUUGGAUCUCUAAAAAGCUACCACGUUUUGUUAGAUAAUGAUCGGCAGUAAUGUAAAGUACCGGUAGCUUAAUGAAUGGAGGGAAAAAAAUGGUAUUGCCCUUAUGCUUCAAAAGUGUUUACAUUGUUUUAGUUGGAAAUGAGGGUUAUGUAUAUUACGUAUUAAACAUUACAUAUAAAAUG
Molecule: messenger RNA, 2520 nt
Organism: Sebastes umbrosus (honeycomb rockfish)
Lineage: Eukaryota; Metazoa; Chordata; Actinopteri; Perciformes; Sebastidae
Gene: nherf4b
Product: PDZ domain containing 3b
Exons: 11
Coding region: 494-1936 (480 amino acids)
Biological process (GO): protein localization to plasma membrane
Cellular component (GO): apical plasma membrane
Molecular function (GO): protein binding; protein-membrane adaptor activity
Source: RefSeq, a predicted model, not a curated record